This is a messenger RNA of Didymodactylos carnosus, 555 nucleotides long. The record is from the annotation of a GenBank genome assembly. NCBI's taxonomy places the organism in Eukaryota, Metazoa, Rotifera, Eurotatoria, Philodinida, Philodinidae.
AUGCCCGGCACGGGACUUGAGGUCGUAAGUAAUGCCCUUGAUCACUCUGGUGGCUUACACAUCGUGCAUCUGCGCGAAGUUGAUGAUGAUGACGAAUCAAUGCGUGGCUCAAUAUCGUCGCUCACGUUAAAUGAGACAACCAGUUCCGGUUUAUCAUCGAUAGUAGUGAAGAAGAAAGUGAUCUUAGCUGAUAGUGGUAGCUACGACGGUGAUACUAUCACGGAUGUGCCAAACGGCAGAGGUGUAUGUGUAUGGACGAGCGGUACGCAUUAUACUGGGGAAUGGCAAGAUGGCAAAAAGCGCGGUCGAGGAGUUUACACAUACGCGAAUGGGGACAGGUAUGACGGCGAAUGGCAAGAUGGCAAAAUGCACGGUCGAGGGGUUUACACGUACGCGGAUGGGGACAGGUAUGACGGCGAAUGGCAAGAUGGCAAAAUGCACGGUCGAGGGGUUUUCGCAUACGCGAAUGGUAACAGGUAUGAUGUAACGUACAAGAAUGGCGAACGAAGUUCGAACAUGAACAAUACAAAUUCUGGCGAUUUUAGUUUUGCUUGA